Delphinapterus leucas (beluga whale) is the source of this 7566-nucleotide messenger RNA. NCBI's taxonomy places the organism in Eukaryota, Metazoa, Chordata, Mammalia, Artiodactyla, Monodontidae. The record is from RefSeq and is a predicted model, not a curated record.
CUACUGUGGUAUUAGGAAGCUAUGUUUUAUAGCAUCCAGGCCACUAGAUAAAUCUUCAGUCAGCCCUUCAUGAUAAGGGGAUGUGAAUAAACUGUGUAAUUGGUAUUAGGGAAGGCAUCCCAAAGGAGAGAAAAUUUGGGCUGAGGGUUGAAUUUAUUGUCAUCAUGUGUAUUUGGCUGAAGAAAAACAGCUACACCCCUCAGGGAAUUAGAAGAAAUACAAAUUUGUCAGGUUGAAAAUAGGUGAGCAGUUGGAGAUAUAACUGUGAUCAGGAAAGCUAAUAAGAUAGUGAGAAUGCCAUUCCUUUUAUUUGCGUAGUGGUACUGUCAUGUAAUUGAUAGGCUUUUAGCGAUAAUCUUGAGAUAAGUAAAGCACUAUUACUAUGCCUCCUUUACAGAUUAAAAAGCUGAGGUUCGAAGAGAUUAAAUGAUGGUGGUGUGGUGGCAGCUACUUUUUAUUGAAUGUAUAUUCAUGUAUUUGUUCAACAAAUCUUUGAGCACCUACUAGUGACAGGCCCUUUUCUGGGCUUUUGAGGCAUGACAGUUGACAAAGCAGACAAAAAUCUGUGUCUUCAUUGGGUAGAGAAAGGCAGAUGAUAAACAGGAUAAGUAAGUAAAUUAUGUAAUGUGCUAUUCAUAAGUCCUGAAGAGAAAAGUGGAACAGGGAAGGGGAGCUGGUUUAAAUUGUAAAUAGGGUGACUAGAAGGGUUUCGAAGAGAAGGGUGACAUGAAGUUAACAGGAUCAGUCUGGCCGCUGUCUUGAGAACAGGCUGAGUUAUGGAUCAGGCAUGGGGUUAGACCUGUGUACUGGCUCUCAGGUAACCUUUAUAACUACUGCAGAGCAGAUCGUGAGUCUCAGAGAUGUUAGUACGUGUGCUUAAGAUCACAGAGCCGGUCAGUGCCGACGACUCUAUUGAAAAUAUGUUUAGAUUUUAUAACGUUAUGUUCAGACCAGCUGCAUUUCUUUUUCUGUUGGGAGGGAGGAAGCUAAAAUGUGUUAAACCUAAAAGGGGCUGUGUUCUUGAUAUUUGUCUUUGGUACAGCAGUGAAUGAAGAUUUGGAAUGAAGAAUCAGCAGAUUGCCUGCAAAGAGCAAAACAAAUCUGAAAAUUUUGCUGUGGAAAGGAGAUCUGAAGAGUUUCUUGAAAGUGAAGAAUUUAUAAAUGACUACCAUGGCUGCGGGAGUCUUGCCUCAAAAUGAACAACCAUAUUCUACUUUGGUGAAUAACAGUGGGUAUGCUGAAAACAUGAAAGAAAAACACUUUGUCGGAGAAGGAAAAUAUAGAUCCUGUUAGCAGUGUAACUUCAUCAUGGAGCAGGCUGGCGCUGACAUCUUGCCUCCAGCUCUUCCCUCCUGGAAGCCCAGCGCCAUGCAGGAUCCACCCCGGAGGCUUUCUGCUGUGCCAUUCCUCAGCUCCUUUUUCCAGGGCCGACGACACUCUGCCUCCGACCCCAUCGUGCGACUGCAGCAGGGGCGGCGCAGCUCCACUGCCAAGAUGCUCUCGUCAUCCUCUCUCCAGGUGAUGGUGGCCAUGUCCUCCGUCAGCUGUGCUGAGAGAAACCCAACUUGCCCCGAGAGAAAAAGAAAUUCAGGACGUCCAACACCAAAGUAUACAAAAGUUGGAGAGCGUUUACGGCAUGUCAUUCCUGGACAUAUGGCCUGUUCCAUGGCAUGUGGUGGCAAAGCUUGCAAGUAUGAAAAUGCAGCUCGCUGGAGUGAACAGGAGCAAGCUAUUAAGGGGGUCUACUCAUCCUGGGUCACUGAUAAUAUCCUGGCCAUGGCACGCCCGUCCACUGAGCUCCUCGAGAAGUACUGCAUCAUCGAGCAGUUCCGAAGCCAUGGCAUAAAAAGUAUCAUCAACCUGCAGCGUCCUGGUGAGCAUGCCAGCUGUGGGAACCCUCUGGAACAAGAAAGUGGCUUCACAUACCUUCCUGAAGCUUUCAUGGAGGCUGGCAUUUACUUCUACAAUUUUGGAUGGAAGGAUUAUGGUGUAGCAUCCCUUACCACCAUCUUAGAUAUGGUGAAGGUGAUGACAUUUGCCUUACAAGAAGGAAAAGUAGCUAUCCAUUGUCAUGCAGGGCUUGGUCGAACAGGUGUUUUAAUAGCAUGUUACUUAGUUUUUGCAACAAGAAUGACUGCUGACCAAGCAAUUAUAUUUGUUCGGGCAAAGCGACCUAAUUCCAUACAAACCCGAGGACAGCUACUAUGUGUAAGGGAAUUUACUCAGUUUCUGAUUCCUCUUCGCAAUAUAUUCUCUUGCUGUGACCCCAAGGCACAUGCUGUCACCUUAGCACAGUAUCUCAUUCGCCAGCGGCAUCUGCUUCAUGGCUAUGAGGCACGACUUCUGAAACAUGUACCCAAAAUUAUCCAUCUCGUGUGCAAAUUGUUGCUGGACUUAGCUGAGAACAGGCCAGUAGUGACGGAAGAAGUGGCAGAAGUACCUGGCCUCUCUGCUGAAAUUGAAAAGACUGUUUCUGAGAUGGUCACAAUGCAGCUGGAUAAAGAGUUACUGAGACAUGACAGUGAUGCAUCGGACUCUUUCACCCCCAGUGCAGUGGUGGCAGAUUUUGAGAAUCGGGAUGUGAUUCUUUCCAGUGAGCAAGAGUUUGACCCUCUUUGGAAGAGGCGGAAUGCUGAGUGCCUUCAGCCCCUGACUCGUCUGAAAAGGCAGCUCAGCUACAGUGACUCGGACUUAAAGAGAGCCGAGUCACUUCUGGAGCAAGGGAGGACUCCGUGGACAGUGCCUGCCCAGGCCUUGCUUUGCCAUAACCCCAGGCAGCAGAAGCACAUAAGCCAUUGUUACUCCCCACAGUCUCCACAGCUAGAUUUAAAUAAGGAAACGCUGGUCCGCAGUACAUUUUCUUUCUGGAAUCACGCUAAAUUGGGAGGCCUGGAAGGACUCAAAGAUGACAGGUCAUCAAUUUUCCAUAGGACGAACAUUCCAAAGGAAGUACAGCGAAGUAGAACCUUCUCUUCCGGUAUUUCAGGUUCAUACAACCCUGGGGAACCAGUUACACCAAAUUUUGCAAAUAUCCCUAAGGAACUAAACUGUUCUCACCAGCAAGUGUCCCACUGUGAGUGUGAAACUCGUGGUGGUUGUAGCCCAAGCUCCGUUAUGGAGGACAGUGAGACUUGCCACCACCCCGUGGACUGUACGUCCAGUCCCAAAGCACAGUUCUUGGUUGGACCUGAAACCCGGGAUAGCAAAUACCUGUCUGAAGUUGCUCCAUACAUGGCUUUACAUUCUGACUUGAGUGUUGAAGCAAGGAGAAUACUGGCAGCCAAAGCCCUGGCAAAUUUAAAUGAGAUUGCAGAAAAGGAGGAAGUGAAAAAGAAGGUAGAAAUGUGGCAGAAAGAACUAAAUUCCCGAGAUGGAGCUUGGGAAAGAAUAUGUGGCGAAAGGGAUCCUUUCAUCCUGUGCAGUUUGAUGUGGUCUUGGGUGGAGCAGCUGAAGGAGCCUGUGAUAACCAAAGAGGACGUGGACAUGUUGGUUGACAGAUCUGCGGAUGCCGCAGAAGCACUAUUUUUAUUAGAGAAGGGGCAGCAACAGACUGUUCUUUGCGUGUUGCAUUGCAUAGUGAGCCUGCAGAUGAUUCCUGCCAACGUGGAGGAAGCCAUUCUUGCACGUGCCAUUAAAGCCUUCACUAAGGUUAAUUUUGAUUCUGAAAAUGGACCAAUAGUUUACAACACCCUGAAGAAAAUAUUUAAGCACACACUGGAAGAAAAAAGAAAAAUGACAAAAGACGGCCCUAAGCCUGCUAUUUAGUGAAGCUGACUUUCCCCUCGUGAAUAUUUCAGACCUGAAGAUCUAGAUGGCAUUUCUGCUCAUAGCUGAACAAGCUGAAAUGUGGAACUGCUUCGUCUCAUAGCACUUUUAUUUCAGAUGCUCUUGGUUUGUGCUAAGAAUGCUUGUUCCUGUUUGGAGCAAUUAUUUAUUUUAAAAUAUCCUUGAGUUACAUUUUUGUGUUGAAAAAUUGCCAUAAAGUUGGUGCCACUUCUUUUAUUUAUUUAACUGGAUUAAUAUUGUAUUGAUAUUUUAAGAAUGUGGUGUUUACAUCCUUAUUCUUUUUGACAUUUUGGAAAAAGUUUUAACUCUUCUUUCCAAAACAAUUAUCUUAUUGAUGGAACUCUUCCUAGAGUUUUUACCAAAUAGAUAAUUUUAGUAGUAAAACUUCACUGUGUGUCUAUUCCCCAAUACAGGACCUAAGGAAGUCACCAAGUGUCUUAAACGAUUUUAUAUUUGUUAAUAAGAAGGCAAUUGACUCAACAUUUUUAAAGGAUUUUUUAAUAUUUGUUUGAAUUUGUUUUUUCUUUUUAUAAGUGUGGCAAAGGAUCUCAAAUAUAUUAUUUUUCAGAGUGAUUUAGUUUUACGUUAAAGGAUUGACAGUGCAGUGUUUGGGACUUAUUACUGUAGGAAAUAGACUUGCUCUUUGUCAGGCUUCCAGACAACCUCACUGACCUCUGCUGUCACAGGCAGAAGGAGCAGUUCUCAACACAUCAAACCUUAUUCCCACUCCCCUGGGCUGUUGCUAAGCUGAGCAGCAUCUUUACAGAGAAAGUGAGAUCAGUGACAGGCAGUAUGGGAAGCUACAGGACUCCAGCAGAAAGAACUGUCUUACAGGGGCGGGCACCCUAGCCAUAGCCUCUCCCCGGAGGCAGUUCUGUUCAUGCCGAUGUUGUGAUAGCUCGAGCACCAGCCCACACCUCCUGAGUCUAUCGUUCCAUAAACCCAGAUGCCUCAGGGCCCUAUCUUUGGCUGCUUUACUUCUAUGAGAAUUAAGACUUUUAAACUGAAUUUGACUCAACGUAGGUUGCAUUCAUUUGGAUAAGAGGAAGUAAUUGCUCAAACUAUUUUAGUUCCUUAUAAACAAAACUAUCAGCAAUUGAAGCCAUUAAAUAUUAUUUAAAUGAAUAUGUGGGGCACGAGAGGCCAAGCCACAGAACAGAUAGUAGUUCUUCCCAAUUAAAGUGAUAUUAAACCAGUUUCUAACUAAAGCUACUACUUAAUCUUAAAGACAGAACAAAUGAAAUUUCUCCAACUUGUGCAUUUCUGAAUCAAGCUCUAGCACAUCAAAAAUAUUUUAGUCAUUAUCGGUCUUACUAACUCUAGUGGCAAAUGCCAAAUGCCACGCUGUUUGAAUUUUUUAGGAAAUCAAAUCCAGUGAAUUUUAAUGAACUGGAUUGCCCAUUCCUGAAAUUUCUUAUUUUCAAGUGCCUGAUCUGGGAAAGAAGGGGAGAAAACAAUUACGUUUAUCCAAAGGUACAUUAUAAAAAUAUGUUUUUUACCUAAAAAGGUGUUUAUCCUCAUCUCAGUCUCACGUGGGCAGGCACCACCCAUGGCUUAUUUGACAAGUGGCUUUUGGCUUGUGUGUCUGAAAUGGUCGUUUCAAAUUAGAGGAUAGAUCCUGCACAGCCAUGAUGUGACCGCAGCAGUGCAUGUCUAAAAUCUAAGUGCACCAGCCUGAAAAAGAGAGAUGGUGGGAGAAAUUAAUUAGACUGUAUACAGUUUUUGUAUUAAUUUGAAUAAAAGUGGGGGAAAAAACCCCAUAACCUUCAUCUUGUAGUUCUUCAGCUUGGUGCUCUUGAGGUCCUGAUGAUAAAGAUGUGGCUUUGUGAUUAGAGUAUCCUGAUGGGCAGCCUGAGUUACAGGCUGAAUAGUCAGCUAGCCAGGCUCUAAUCAGUCCCCAUCCUGUCGGUUCAGAAUGACAAAGGGAUGGAGGCUGGCAGAUACGAGGGUUCUAAGAGGAAUGUGUGAGGAAAAUCUCAAGGUCAGCAAGAUUCCUGCCUUCCUGUGUUUGAACUGGUGGGGAGUUCUUUGUAGCCCGGAGGAUAGAAAUCUACUUACUGGAAGAAGUUACAGGGCUGCAAAAUUUAGGUCAGCAGAGUGGAAAGGGCCAAAAGCGCACACAUUCAGAACUUAACUACCAUGGCUGAGCACAUGCAUUGUCUUGCUUACUUCUCUUACAAGACCAAGAGAGAAGUAUUUUUCACACUUGGCUGAUGAAAGAAUUCCCCUCUGACUGACUUUGAACCAUGCUCACCUCCCUCUUGAGGCCCUUUCAGCGCUUGACUCCACGAUGGCAUUAUAGAACAUCACAUUAUCCAUAACUGCAGCAAAAAUAUCCCACAUUUUUUGUCCUCUGAAAAAGACUGAGCUCACUCUGUUACUGUUUUAUAUAUAUAUGCACACACACACGUGUGUGCAUAUAUAUAUAUAUAAAAUCUCUAGCAUAUCACACUUUUUAGUAUUUUCCUAUUUCAGAGAAUUUGCUGAUGCUCUUUGAGAUGAAGUGCUGCUGUUUUAGAGAUUGCUUCAUCUAUUUGCAUAACUCAGAAAUGCUAUGCUGAUCUACUUUUUCAUAGCUUCAGCCAGCUUCCCAUUUCCAUCUGAGAAAGAGUAUGUGCUUUCAUCACUCUGGAUUCCAUGAAAAUAACCAUAUAUCAUACUUCAAUAGAGAGAAAGUAUCUCUAUUUUCUCUUAAGUGGAGGACACUUACUCAUAUGCUUGAGUGCUAUAUCUGGCUGUUCUCUAGAGGUCUAAAAAAAUUUCCAGAGAUGCUAUGUUGUAGACAGUGCAUGCCCCAAGUUCUUGAUAUCUGAAGGCCCCCAAAUAAUUUGGGUAGUUGUUUAAAAGUGAUAGCUUACUCAUAGGAUCUUUAUUGUUCAAAAUUAAUAAGUAUUGAUAUAUUUUUAGUGCAAGUGAACCAAGAACCACAUUCCCUUUGGUGCUUUUUAUUUUUAUGAAUGUGGCCCAAGAUUAGCACCUUACCAAAGGAGCCUUUUUCAUUGUUAGGUGUUGAAAAUUAUUUACAGAUAAAAUGGCAGGAGAAAAAUUCAACAAAUCCUGUUACACAGUGGUGCAUUAUUUUUUAGUUAUGCUUUUAAGCAUGAGCUGAUCUCUGAUUAGCCCAACGCUGACAAUAAAACUGAUUUAUAAGUAAUCACAAUGGAGCCAUUCAAUAGUGGAGCUGUGGCAAACCUUCGUUCUAAGCCAUCAAUUAAAAUAUCCAGUCACUAAAAAUAAUGUCCCAAUAAGACUUUAAUAUCAUAAAACCUUUUGCACUCAAAAGAAGUUUCAUACAUCCACUGCAAUUUAUAUCACAAUAGAAGGUUGUUACGCUCUUGCCUCCUGGCUUUUUUGAUGAAAAGAUGUUUUAAGAAUGAAAAGUUUUAAGAUUGCCUCUGGGAGGCAAAUGAAAACAUGUUUUAAAAUUGCCUCUUUGGGAGAGAAGUUAUGUUUCUAGAAUACUUUCCUACUUACAUGACCAUUUGAUUACAGUCUUCAAAUACUCCUUGGUUUUGAUUUAGUGAAUUGCUUUAUCAUUUUCUUUCUCCUCUUAAAACAAGACUACUCAGACGUUGAAUCAGGUUGAACCAUAUUGAAUGGCCAUUUCUGCAAGUCAAGAAUUAUCAAAUAUGGGCCAUUUCAUAUGGUUCAACCAAAUACUAAAUUUAAUGUACCUGGGACUGGUAGGUGACAUUUUCUGAAUUAUUUUAGCAAAGUUUAGAUGAUCAAUUAUUUUCUAAGAAAACCUUGUAUGCUCACAUUAGAGUUCCAAUACAAUUG